GGUGCCGCCGACCUCGGUUGCCUUGGAAACCACUUUAGUGUGCCUCCCGGGUCCGCCCCUCCAGGCUGAGACUCCCCUACUCGGGCCCCAAGCUUUGUAGCCUAAGCAGGCCUGCGCCCCAGGGUACUGUCUGUGAGGCAGAAUUCUUGGGCAUGUGCAACCAAAUGAUCCUAAGUUGCUUCAGACAAAGUUAAGGCAAGGGGCGAGCCCUUUCCAAUGCCAAGACCCAAUUCUAGGCUGGCUGUCGCCAAGCUUGGAAGAAGUCCGGGAAGUGGGCAGGGGUGGGUUGGAUCAGGGGGAUAACUACAAUUCAAGAUAGAAAUGUUCAAGUAUUAGGGUGAAGGGAGAGGGAAAGGGGGAAGGAGCGUGCCUUCUGCAGGCCUACCAGAUGCCAGAGAGCUGAGAUCAAAUUUUGUUAUAGUGCGACUUUGGCUUUAUAUUUUUGACACUGUUACUUCGUUUUUAAAACCUGUGAAGCAGAACUUUCAGAGAAGGGACCUCGAGAAUUAAAAACAGUAAUGUGCUUGACACAUUAUAGCUACUUAGAAAUUAGUUUGCUGUUUUGGUUUUGAAGCUUCUUAAUUUCUUUGGUCUCUAUCUACUAUUGUGAUAACUCAGAAAUAUUUACUUGGUGAACUCCAUUGACAGGCUGUUACUCUGAAUGAAAGACUAGACCUUGGACAUACUCACCGAUCUACUGUUUCACAACUAGAGAAAGUCGUAUCCCUGCACAUGUGGUGGCUGCUGUUGAUGUGAACACCGUUGCUAAUGAAGUAUACAAGCAUAAUUUUCCUCAUACACACUUACUGGCAAAAACAAUUGAAGGUAUUUCACUGGAAGAGUUUGACAAGCUAUCUUUCAAUAUGAUUUUAAUGAGCCCUCCAUGUCAGCCAUUCACGAGAAUUGGCCUACAGGGGGAUAUGACUGAUCCAAGGACACGUAGCUUCCUGUACAUUCUAGAUAUUCUCCCAAGACUACAAAAGUUACCCAAUUAUAUUCUUUUAGAAAAUGUCAAAGGUUUUGAAGUAUCUUCUACAAGAGAGCUGCUGAUACAAACAAUAGAAGCCUGUGACUUUCAGUAUCAAGAAUUCUUAUUAUCUCCUUCCUCUCUAGGCAUUCCAAACUCCAGGCUACGAUAUUUUCUCAUUGCAAAGCUUCAGUCGGAGCCUUUCCCUUUCCAGGCCCCUGGACAGAUACUGAUGGAGUUUCCUAAAAUUGUAACUGUUGAGCCACAAAAAUAUGCAGUAGUUGACAAAAGUAAGCUAAGAGCAAAGAGAACUGGGCCACGCAUCUGCACUGAGAGCAGCAGCACACAGUGUUCUGGAAAAGAUGCCAUUCUCUUUAAGCUUGAAACUGCAGAAGAAAUGGACAGGAAACACCAGCAAGACAGUGACGUCUCUGUGCAGAUGCUGAAAGACUUCCUUGAAGAUGGCGACAUGGAUCAGUACCUCUUAGCACCAAGGUCACUGCUGCGGUACGCUCUCUUACUAGACAUCGUGAGGCCCACUUCCAGAAGGUCCAUGUGCUUCACUAAAGGGUAUGGAAGCUACAUAGAGGGGACAGGCUCCGUGUUACAGACUGCAGAGGAUGUGCAGAUUGAGAAUAUCUACAAAUCUCUUACCGAUUUGCCACCAGAAGAAAAGAUAGCUAAGUUGUCAAUGCUUAAACUGCGAUAUUUCACACCUAAAGAAAUUGCAAAUCUCCACGGCUUUCCUCCAGAAUUUGGGUUUCCUGAGAAGACGACAGUAAAGCAGCGUUACCGGCUGCUUGGCAACAGCCUCAACGUACAUGUAGUAGCAGAGCUCCUCACAGUCCUGUGUGAAGGAUGGGGAAGUGCCUCGGAGGGGUCGCAGUGUGCCUCUAAUUCCAGACAGUAAUUCCAAAAGUCUCUCUUGAAUUAAUUCUUAUAGAAUUCAACUAAAUUAUUUUAAUAGCAUUUUAGUGGGUAAUCCAGAGGGAACAUAAACAUGCAUAUCCAAUUGUUUCCUUAAAUUUAUAUUAAUGUAUUCAAUAAACUUCACAUUGCUGUUUUGCUUUAUGGGCAAGUAUUUUUAUAAAGCUUUUAAACAUAUAUAUUAAAUAUCUUUUAUAUUAUGCUAUAAACAAAUUUAAGAAUGUUUGAAUUUUAUGUGUAUAUUAGUAUUUUAUAAUGUGUGACAUGAAUAAUACAAUGAUCCUUAGAAAAUUAUUUUUGUAUGUUAAUUUAAAAAUUGUUUCAUAUAACAUGGAGAAACUAACUGGAUGUAGACCUAGAAGCUUCAUCCCUCUGGCUAACUUUUGUAGUGCUGUUCAUGCUUCCAGAAGCAAAAAUAGUCAUCUUUCUUAACUAGCUAUGAACCAGAAUGCUACAGUAGUGACUAACCUGCCAAGCUAUGCCCAUGAGUAUGGUGAGAAUAGCCUACUGCUCUAUGAUUUGAUUUAAGGCCUGAUCAAUGAAUCCAUGCUUGGCCCUGUUAUCUGGUUCAAAGACCUGUGGCUAGACAGGUUAUGAGCCCCAGUGGGUAACUUAUUAGUAUUAUUCUAUUAAAUGGGCAUUGUGUUGAAAGAUAAUGAUUCCUGGUAUUUAUUCUUAUACCAUAGAUUAGUGUUACCAUAGUUCUAUUAAAUGGGCAUUGUCUUGAAUGAUAAUGAUUCCUGAUGAUUGAUUCUUAUGCCAUAGAUUAUUGUUUCCCUCAACAUUCAGCAGGUAAGCAAGCUUCUUGGAGUAGAUAGCAACACAGAGACCCAGAGACCGAGAGACUGUGGCGCACUCAGCCCUAAGUGACAUGUCUGUCCCUCCCCUCCCUCCUGAGGCUCAGGGAUCACUGCAGGAGAGGAAGCAGAAACAAUGUAUGAGCCACAAGUGGUAGAUGACUUGAGGAAAUAUGUUUUCCAGGUACAGCAGGACAACUACACAUGUGGACUCAUACCUAGGUAACAGCAUGCAAAAGACCCUGCUUAAGCCUGAAUCCCAGAACAGCAUCCCAACAUGGAGUGGGUAGGGUGGGUACCAAGGCACAUCCGUAGCUCAGAGGCUAUUGGCAUUUGGUAGCUGCUGGGAGAGGAGGAGUCGAUUUUCUUCCAAGGUGUGAUUCCAGUUUGUGGAACACACCCCAGGGUAGUCUUAUACUCAAGCAUAUUUGAGCAACACAAAUUGGACUUAACUUUUUGGUAAGAGACUACAAAGUUGAGUCGGUAGGGGAAGGAGUGUGAAUAUGAUCCAAAUAAAUUGUAUAACAUUCUCAAAGAAUUAAUAUUAUUUAAAAAUUAAAAAUUGUUUUA
Mastomys coucha (southern multimammate mouse) is the source of this 3261-nucleotide messenger RNA. RefSeq names its product tRNA aspartic acid methyltransferase 1 (gene Trdmt1). The transcript is spliced from 12 exons. The coding region runs from base 864 to 1877 and encodes 337 amino acids. The record is from RefSeq and is a predicted model, not a curated record. Gene Ontology annotation, molecular function: methyltransferase activity. Lineage: Eukaryota; Metazoa; Chordata; Mammalia; Rodentia; Muridae.